Messenger RNA from Lachancea thermotolerans CBS 6340, 1686 nucleotides. It is a transcript of the gene LSB6, whose product is annotated as 1-phosphatidylinositol 4-kinase LSB6. NCBI's taxonomy places the organism in Eukaryota, Fungi, Ascomycota, Saccharomycetes, Saccharomycetales, Saccharomycetaceae. The record is from RefSeq and is a predicted model, not a curated record. Gene Ontology annotation, cellular component: lysosomal membrane; trans-Golgi network; plasma membrane. The transcript has a single exon. Gene Ontology annotation, molecular function: 1-phosphatidylinositol 4-kinase activity. The coding region runs from base 1 to 1686 and encodes 561 amino acids. Gene Ontology annotation, biological process: endosome organization; Golgi organization; phosphatidylinositol phosphate biosynthetic process.
AUGGCUCAGCAGUCUAACAACCUGGGCAAUGCGAACCAGGUCGUGACGACAAACACGUAUGACUGGUUACAGAACCGGGAGCAGCAGGAGCGGUUGAGUGACACGGCGCACAACUCGACUGCAUUUAUCGGCACAUUGGGGAGAUGGACAAGUUUUGUGUGGCAUGGCGGGGACGGAACUCCGUCGAGGUUAACACUGGGCGAAGAGCACUACGAAAUUCAAUAUUCUGUUUUUGAGCCUCUGAGAGGCUACACUGAGAUACCGGUUCUCCCUGAUAGAGAUGCACUCACGCAGCAUUUCCGGUGUGUUGUGAAAGACUGCGUUGACGCAAUCACCAACUACAACAUCGAAUUACAGCGCAUAAAAGCCGGCUCAAGCGGGUCUUAUUUUGUCUACGGAACGGGAGACUCUCAAACACCGCUGGGGGUGUUCAAACCAAAGGAUGAAGAACCUUACGGCCCGCUAUCGCCGAAAUGGACGAAGUGGGCACACAGGACAUUCUUCCCCUGUUUUUUCGGGCGCAGCUGUUUGAUUCCAAACCUUGGCUACAUAUGUGAGUCGGCGGCUAGUGUGUUGGAUGAGCUCUUAGGAACCGGUUUGGUUCCCCACACUGAUACGAUAGUGCUGAUGUCUCAGAAUUUUUACGACAAAAGGAGAGCGUGGUUUGCAACGGAGCCUCGGAAACUACAGAAGUCUGGAUCUUUCCAGCUCUUUGUCAAGGAUUAUGUAGGCGCUGGUGAGUUUCUCGACAAGCAUCCUUUCCCUGGUAUGUUCAGGGAACGUGUAGAUCACAAGCAGGAAGAGGAGUUUCAUUGGAACGCACAGACACUACAAACGUUCCGCUUGAAGCUGGAAAAGCUGAUUAUUCUUGACUAUAUCAUGCGUAACACUGAUCGUGGACUCGACAACUGGAUGAUCCGUGUCCGAAAACUUUCCGAUAAUACCUGGGACUUAGAGCUGGCUGCUAUAGACAAUGGCCUCGCGUUCCCCUGGAAGCAUCCCGACGAGUGGAGGUCGUUCCCAUAUGGGUGGCUAUAUCUCCCCGUGAAUAUCCUGGCGCAACCGUUCUCCGAAUCAACAAGGCGGCACUUUUUGCCCCUGCUAACAAACAAAAAAUGGUGGGAAAAUUGUCACUCACAACUUAGAGAGCAAUUCAGCCGUGACGCUGAAUUCAAGACCAGAAUGUGGAAAAAGCAGUGGAGCGUUUUGAAAGGACAAGCUUUCAACGUUGUUGAAACGCUCAAAAAUCCAACACAGGGCCCAUUAGAGCUUGUCAGAAGAACAAGAACGCUUGUAAUUGAUGAAAUCAUGCAAGUCCCUUCCAGUACUUUACCACUGGCUAUUAUACAAAGCGCUAUGCGGGAAUCAAUUCCUUUUUCACCCUCUUCGCCAAUGGUUCUUUCAUCGUUACCUGAAGAGGGUACGAAUUCGGGAACAGCGAAAGACUUCAUCUCUCAGCGGCCCAACUUUACCGAGCACCUUCAAGAAGUUGGCGAAGGAGGCCGUCCUAUGACUGGUGAGUCCAGGGUGCAUAACACCAAGCCAUCAACUACUACUGACGCUCAACACGGACCUUCAGAAGAGGGGACUAGCGUUGGCAUCCAAGCAUCUUACAAAACAAAAAAAGUUGUGAUCGAGAGACUGAUGCUAGUUAAUUCGAAGCCCCCUGUAUUUACGUGGUGGUAA